AUGUCGUCGCUCAUCACCACCAUCCAAUCCAAACUGGGCUACUCGUCCAAGAAGGCUCUCCUUCUGGGGGCUGGGUUCGUCACGAAGCCCACUGUUCAGAUCCUCGCCGAUGCAGGUGUCGAAGUCACAGUCGUCGGUGAAAUCACCACUGCAGCGUGCCGAACACUCGAGAGCGCAAAGAAGCUCUGCGAAGGCAUCAAAAACACCAAACCGGUCUCGCUGGACGUGUCCAAGGACGCCGAUCUCGACGCGGCGGUCGAACAGAGCGACCUGGUCAUCUCCCUGAUCCCAUACACCUUCCACGCGACCGUCAUCAAGUCCGCGAUCCGCAAGAAGAAGAACGUCGUGACGACGAGCUACGUGUCGGACGCCAUGAAGGAGCUGGAGCCGCAGGUCCUCGAGGCGGGCAUCACGGUCAUGAACGAGAUCGGGCUGGACCCGGGCAUCGACCACCUCUACGCCGUCAAGACGAUCGAGGAGGUGCACCGGGCCGGGGGAAAGAUCAAGUCGUUCCUGUCGUACUGCGGCGGCCUGCCGGCGCCCGAGGCGAGCGACAACCCGCUGGGGUACAAGUUCUCGUGGUCGAGCCGGGGCGUGCUGCUCGCGCUCCGCAACGCCGCGCGCUUCUACGAGGGCGGCAGCGUCAAGGACAUCGCCGGCCCGGACCUGAUGGCCAGCGCGAAGCCGUACUUCAUCUACCCCGGCUUCGCCUUCGUGGCAUACCCCAACCGCGACUCGACCCCUUACCGACAGCGCUACGGCAUCCCGGAGGCCGACACCGUCAUCCGCGGCACCCUGCGCUACCAGGGCUUCCCGGAGUUCGUCAAGGUGCUCGUCGACAUCGGAUUCCUGUCGGACGAGGAGCAGCCGUACCUCAAGCCGCCGUCGUCGUCCGACAAGAAGCCCAUCUCGUGGGCCGAGGCCACCCAGAAGAUCAUCGGCUCCUCGACCAACAAGGAGGCGGACCUGGCCUGGGCCAUCCAGUCGAAGACGAAGUUCACCGACACGGCCGCGAAGCAGCGCAUCAUCUCCGGCAUCAAGUGGCUGGGCCUGUUCUCCGACACCCCCAUCACCCCGCGCGGCAACCCGCUGGACACCCUGUGCGCCACCCUGGAGGAGAAGAUGCAGUACGAGGAAGGCGAGCGCGACAUGGUCAUGCUGCAGCACAAGUUCGAGAUCGAGCACAAGGACGGCUCCACCGAGACGAGAACCAGCACCCUCGUCGACUACGGCGACCCCAAGGGCUACAGCUCGAUGGCCAAGCUGGUCGGUGUCCCCUGCGGCCUUGCGUGCUUGAUGGUCCUGGAUGGAAGGAUCAGCAAGAAGGGCGUCUUGGCCCCUGUCACUUGGGAUCUCGCCGAGCCUUUGCUCACCGAGUUGAAGGACAAGUACGGCAUCUUCUUGACCGAGAAGACCAUCGAAUAG
Messenger RNA from Exophiala spinifera, 1425 nucleotides. RefSeq lists its product as uncharacterized. The transcript has 2 exons. NCBI's taxonomy places the organism in Eukaryota, Fungi, Ascomycota, Eurotiomycetes, Chaetothyriales, Herpotrichiellaceae. Gene Ontology annotation, molecular function: saccharopine dehydrogenase activity. Gene Ontology annotation, cellular component: cytoplasm. The record is from RefSeq and is a predicted model, not a curated record. The coding region runs from base 1 to 1425 and encodes 474 amino acids.